Molecule: messenger RNA, 2153 nt
Organism: Anneissia japonica
Lineage: Eukaryota; Metazoa; Echinodermata; Crinoidea; Comatulida; Comatulidae
Product: N-alpha-acetyltransferase 40-like
Exons: 8
Coding region: 151-903 (250 amino acids)
Cellular component (GO): nucleus
Molecular function (GO): histone H2A acetyltransferase activity; histone H4 acetyltransferase activity; protein N-terminal-serine acetyltransferase activity
Source: RefSeq, a predicted model, not a curated record
AGAUUUCGCGGGGUUUUAUAUGGGCAUCAUUGCGACUGCGAGAGGGUUUCCGUGUCGUGGACAGGGGUACAGUAUUUCGAAGUUAAGACGUUCCUUUUGUUAUUGCUACUAAGUUUAGACAGUUUUGUAAUCUGCAAAUAGUAAAUAAACAUGGGCAGAAAAUCAAAACAAGGAAAGGAGAAGAAGAUGAAACGGAAGGAGGAGCAAGCUCGUUAUGCAGAGUCAAUGGCAGUGGUUGAAGCAGCCCAUCAGCUUGAGGACCCAAUGGUGGAACUGACUGCCUUCAAGAAAUAUGCAAGAAAUGGGUUGUCAUUAGUAUUAGAAGCCAAAAAGGUAUCAGAUCUUGACAAGUGCAUGAUUGACUGGGCAUUUGCCUUAUUAAAGGCAAACAUGGAAUCAUUGUAUGAGAAGAGCCAGGGAGGAUGGCGAGAACGGGAUAAGCGGGAGGAGAUAACUCAUGAAAAAUCCUGGUUCCUGCUGGCCAAAGAUUUAGAUGGAAAUGCAGUUGGAUUCUCACAUUUUAGAUUUGAUAUGGAUUUUGAUGAAGAGGUUUUAUAUUGUUAUGAAAUUCAGCUAGAAAGCAAAGUUCAGCGAAAGGGACUUGGCAAAUUUAUGAUGCAAAUACUGGAACUGAUAGCUAACAAAACAAAGAUGUCAAAAGUGGUAUUAACUGUAUUCAAAGAAAAUAAAGUUGCAAAUAACUUUUAUUCCAAGACUUUGAAGUACAGUAUCGAUGAUACAUCACCAAGCAUCUUUGAUCCGAUGAACCCUGACCUGUACGAUUAUGAGAUACUCAGCAAGAAAACGCUACACAAAAAACUAGCGGAAAAAGAAUCCCACGCUCACGGUGGAGGUUGCUGCAGCGGUUCCCAUCACCACCACCACUCUGUGUCCGCACACUAAGGCUAUAUAGACAUCGAUUGGUGCUUACUGGCCUAACUUCAGCCAUCGAUGUUAAGUUAUGGGGCUUGAGCUGUAUUGGUUUGGUCUUUCUCUGCCUAGGUUUUCAGUCAAGGAAGCUGCAUGGACUGAUUGAGGAUAAUUUAAGGCCCUGUCUUGACCAUCACAUUUUAUUUGACAAAAACAUGUGACAUGCCUAAAUAUGGUCAUGAUGACAUCACAUCACGAUCAUAUAUAGGCACUUCACGACUAUAUAUAGGCAAACAGAUUUUUGUCAUAGAAAAUUUGAUAGUGCUUAACAAUUCACUGCUGGCAACAGUGAUUUAUAUUUGUAAGAAUCAUGUAUUUAUCAUUAUAGAUGGUAACUGCACCCAUGAGGGCGACAUUUUGUACAGCGAGUCUAUACCAGUGUCCACCUUUUAUAUACUGAAAAGAAUAAAUGCAUUCUGUAAACAGUUGAGCAUUUGAAUAUUUAGCCUAUUUAAUGUAGAUGUUAAUAAGUCCAUGGCUUGCCUUUUGUAUUUGCAAAACUAGGUGACAGCAGAUCAGACUUUUGUUUGUUGGUUACUAUUUGAUCAAACUUUGAUGGAGCAUACUUUGUUUCACCAGGUGUGAAAGAAGCAUACCUUUUCAAUAUCUGAUCAAACAUCAAUCUGAUUGAACCCUGAAUAUAUUUAUUUCAGCAAACCAUGGCAAUUGAGUUAUGCUCUAGAUACUGAAAAUUAAGCAACAUGUGAUGGAAUUUUCCACCUGUGUGGAUGACGAUAAAUUCGCAAAGCUUAAUGACGCGAUUAUUAUAAGAAUUGACUGUACCUCUGCUCAAUUCUGCUGUAGAGUUGAACUAUUUUGGCGUGUAUAAUUAAAGCCUGACACUUGCUGCGUCGUACACAACUGUCGUACAAUGUAUCCAACUCCACUCCCUGUGAUUGCUAGACGAUGCAAUGCCGUCUAAAAAUAAUCGGUUGCGUGCGUGUCGAGCACAGUGAGAGUCUGGGUUACAAUGCUUGAAAGCUCUCUUGCUACAUAAUUGCUUAUGUUCGCUUUUGUACUCACUGCUUAACAACAAUUUUCAAUGCAAGUGGGUAGCUGUAUUUAUAUAAAUAAAAUGAGAGAAAAUGGUAACAAGAUAUCAAUGUGUUGUGAUUUCAAUAUUUAGUACCAUUUUUCACUCUAGUGUAUCUCAUGUACAUGCCACUUUAAACUUGCAACUGAUAUACUGUACUGUAGUAAAAGUAAACAAAAAGGACAGUAAA